Molecule: messenger RNA, 549 nt
Organism: Eimeria mitis
Lineage: Eukaryota; Apicomplexa; Conoidasida; Eucoccidiorida; Eimeriidae
Exons: 2
Coding region: 1-549 (182 amino acids)
Source: RefSeq, a predicted model, not a curated record
AUGCGAGCGCUGCGAACGUUGAAGCUCAUAGAGAAGCAGCUGCUGCAGCAGGGAGCAGCAGCAGCAGCAGCAGCAGGAGCAGCAGCAGAAGCAGCAGCAGGAGCAGCAGCAGCGGGAGGAGGAGCGGGAGGAGGAGCAGCAGCAGGAGCUGCGAGAAAUUCGAGAGGGUUCAAGGGUGCUGCUGCUGCAGCAGCAGCUGCUGCUGCUGCUGCAGCACCUGCAAAUGAUGCUGCUGCUGCUGCUGCUGCAGCAGCAGCAACUAAUAACCUUCUGCUCAACGGAAACGCUCAGCAGCAGCAGCAACAGCAGCAGCAUGGGUUGGAGCUUGCAGGUGCAGCAGCAGCAUCAGCAGCAGCAGCAGCAGCCUCUUCUGCUGCUGCAGCAGAAGAUGAUGAGGACGAUGAAGAAGAUGAACUCGCCGGCGAUCAGGAGGGACCCGUAAGUCCGCUGCUGCAUGCAGCAGCAGCAGCAGCAGCAGCAGCAGCUGCUGCUGCUAUGAUGAGGACGAUGAAGAAGAUGAACUCGCCGGCGAUCAGGAGGGACCCGUAA